Pyrus x bretschneideri (Chinese white pear) is the source of this 1013-nucleotide messenger RNA. Its product is annotated as DNA primase small subunit. Lineage: Eukaryota; Viridiplantae; Streptophyta; Magnoliopsida; Rosales; Rosaceae. Gene Ontology annotation, cellular component: alpha DNA polymerase:primase complex. Gene Ontology annotation, biological process: DNA replication, synthesis of primer. The record is from RefSeq and is a predicted model, not a curated record.
AUGUGUUUGUCGAAAUGCCCAGCUCAAAAGUCUCAUAUGAAGGUUAAGUUUUUCAGUAAGAACAAUGUAACUACAGAUCUUGGAUGCCUAGGGUUCAAGGUUUUACUAUCCUUUCUCAGUCAUUCUUUUAUUAAUGAAGAUUGGUGGAUAAGUCACAUUCUCUGGGUACAUAGUGGUAGACGUGGAGUUCAUUGCUGGGUUUGUGAUGGGAAAACAAGAAGGCUCACAAAUGAAGACAGUAAAAAAAAGGUUUCUUUUCCCGGUCUUGCUUUCCAUAUGUUCCUUGUGAGAUCUUAUACUGGAGUUCUUACAUAGUUCUUUACAAAAUUGCUUUUGAGUCUAAAGAUAUUUUCAAUUGAGGAGAUAUAUGAAAAGAUCUGAGAUAUGAUUCCCGAUCCUAAUCAAUCUAUUACUUCUAAGCUUCUUGGAAGGUGGCAAGAGAGGGAAACCUUUGGUUCAAAAGAAGACAUUAAUGUUGUUAGAUGGGAGCAGCUACAAACUAUGUUGCAAUCUGGAAAACCUAAGGUGGAAGGACUGCAUAGGUGCGUUGAAGAGAUUGUGUUCUCUUUUACCUACCCUAGGCUUAACAUGGAGGUUUUGAAACACAUGAACCAUUUGUUAAAGGCACAUUUCUGUGUACACCUAAAAACAGGUCGUGUUUAUGUUCCAAUUGAUCCAAAUCAUUAUGUGGACUUCUAUCCUACUUCAGUACCAACCCUUUCCACUCUCUUAGAACAACUCAACAUUGGCGGUUUGAAAGUAGAAGGUGAUAAUGAAUGGGAUAGAACGUCACUUGGGAAAUGAAUCAGGUUUUUCAGAUCGUCGUUUCUUGCCUCAGCCUAUAAUUUCAGAGUCUAACCAACUCAGUUGUUAGCAUGAAUCUACAGUAAGUUUGGUUAUACGAUGAAGUUUGAAGAAGUUGUAAACGGUAAAUCCCACGAAGGGUAAUUCCAUGAUGUGAAUAGGUAAAUCCCAUGAAGGGUAGAAGAAGUUGUUAAUGGUAAAUCCCACGA